AUGCGCCGCGUGAAUGCGCUUGUUGGUAAGCGCAACGCUGCCGCUGCUGUGCAGACCGUCAAGAGAGCCCUCCAGGGGUCAUGGGAGUCGCUAACGGAUGGUGCGGAGCCUGCCGGCAGUGGCUCAUCUGAGGCAGCUUCUUCAGGCGUGCUUUCCACUUCCCGCCCAGUGUUCUCGACGAAGGCCUUUGCAGCCGCGCUAUUUGCCUGCGAGGCAAUUGGUGACGCCGCAUCCGGCCUGUCUCUCGUCGCCGAGGUGCGCCGGUUCUCCUCCAGAGGCAUCUCGACGGAGUGGCUCCAGACGGAGCACGUGCUGUCGGUGAUUUUGCGCCUCCAAUGCGUGGCGGGUGACCGCGACGGCGCGACGCGCAUGAUUGCCUAUCUUGAGCAGCACGGGCUUUUGCGCCUACGCAGCGCCUCGGCCUUCUUGCAGUACUGCUGCGGUGGGCUCAGGGACCGUCGACUUGCCUUUGCCGUAUAUGAGGCGGCACUCAAGCACAAAAUCGAGCUUACCGAACCAGACUACGUUGCACUUGGCCUGCUGUGCGUGCAGGUUCGAGAACCUAUCCGCACGCUUUUUUUCAUGCUGCAGGAGAUGCGCGAGCACGUUGCGGAGGUGAGCGAGAAAAUGGUGCGCGAGGUGCUGGAGCCGUGGGUAAGGAUGGCCAACGAAGACGCCACUGUCGGUCUGAGGCCUCGCGGGGUUCAAACGUCGUUGCGCCUCCACAGAGUCGACGACAUGCAUCACGUCCUGCAGCUGUCUGUUGCCUCGCCACCACCGUCGACUGGUGCUUCUGCGAGAGGUACCGUCAGUGCCAGCGACAGUGCUGCGGCUGCGCCACCUACCGGUACUCAGGUGUGUGGCGUCUGUCCAGCUUGUCAAGCGAAACUAUCCGGGUACCCUUUCACAGCCGCCUGCCGUUCUCAUCUUCUGCGCGAGUUAACGGAGCUGAUCAUUCCGCGGGCCUGCCGCAACCGCCGUGCAGUGCUCGGAUUCGAGCACUGGAAGCGCUAUAUGCACGCUCGCCUGGACGCGGGCGAUCUCGUCGACGUCUUCAUUGACGGCGCCAACUUGGGCUACUAUGGCCUGUCGAACUGGUACGAUCUGGCCAAGAAGCAGCUGAUGCUGCACCGCGGCGUCCCAGAGAGUCGAAUCACCGGCAAUGAUUUGGACUUUAAUGCACAGUGCCAGAGCACUGGCCGCGGCGUCGAUGUAGGCGUGAACUUUGAGCUGAUUGACGCUGCCGUGACGCUUGCCGUGGAUACGUACGGAAUGCACCGCCCACUCGUCAUGUUGCAUGAGCGACACGUCGAGCCGAAGUUCAUGACGUCACAGAGCACCGCCAUUGUGCAGCGCUGGAAGGAUCGAGGGUGGCUCUACUGCUCUCCUACGGGGUUGAACGAUGACCUCUGCUGGCUGUAUGGCGCACUCCUCUUGACCGAUCCGACGGACACGACGCCUACGCCAGUUACAGCAGCCUCCGUCUCCUCUCAUCGCACGUUUGUCUGCACCAACGACAAGAUGCGCGACCACCACUUCCGUCUCUUGAGCCCGAGAGCCUUCACACGCUGGCGUGACCGGCACCGCAUUGCCUUCCGCUGCGCGCGUGUGGGGGAUCGUACGGAGUUGCACUGGGAGCUGCCGGUUCCUUAUGAGCGCUGCAUUCAGCGACACGAUGCCUACACCGCACCUUCGAAGCAUGAGCCAGAAAAGCGGCCAACGCCAUUGCACAACGUGGCGUUACACUCGGCGGCUCACACCGGCUCUCCACACGGGAGUGGCGUGGGGGCUAUUACCUCGUGGCACAUACCCUUUACCUCCGCGCCGCGAAGCGCGGCGGCCUCGGCUGUGCUCAGCGCACCUCACGAUGGCAAAAUUGUUCAGCACAGCUCUGAUGGUGGGCAGCCCGCUGCGACGCCAAAUGUGGAGGACAAGAGUGCUGCUCACCGUCCCUCAGUUCUCCUUCAGGAGGUAGGAAGGGAGCAGGUGUGGGAGGCAGAGGAGCCUAUCGUCGUGGAGCAGGAGGAGACAGCGGGGGAGGAAGACGCUGUGGAGACCGCACCUGCACUUGCAGGUCCGUGGGUGUGUAUCACUGUCCACGAAGAAGCGGUUGGCUGA
This is a messenger RNA of Leishmania braziliensis MHOM/BR/75/M2904, 2118 nucleotides long. RefSeq lists its product as hypothetical. The coding region runs from base 1 to 2118 and encodes 705 amino acids. The record is from RefSeq and is a predicted model, not a curated record. Gene Ontology annotation, biological process: tRNA 5'-leader removal. The transcript has a single exon. Gene Ontology annotation, molecular function: protein binding; ribonuclease P activity. Lineage: Eukaryota; Euglenozoa; Kinetoplastea; Trypanosomatida; Trypanosomatidae.